Messenger RNA from Baudoinia panamericana UAMH 10762, 2384 nucleotides. RefSeq lists its product as uncharacterized. The coding region runs from base 238 to 2151 and encodes 637 amino acids. The transcript has a single exon. Gene Ontology annotation, molecular function: FAD binding. The record is from RefSeq and is a predicted model, not a curated record. Lineage: Eukaryota; Fungi; Ascomycota; Dothideomycetes; Mycosphaerellales; Teratosphaeriaceae.
GCUAUCCGUGUGAGAGCCUGCCCUCUACAGCCAUCUCGUGGCGCAUAGCUGUCGAGCUUAAAGGUAGGUCGUUUAAUCCGACAGCUUUCAGUCUUGUCAACUCGCAACGGGUUAUCUCUCCUCUUUUAUCUCAUCUCUCAUCUCGACCUUGUUACUUGAGCUUAGGCCUGCUUCACCACCAAAGCAUUGGGUGGACUGACCUCCUGUAACCCUACCUCUCGCAUCUGAUUAUACAGCAUGGCUAUCGAACGUUACGACAUCGUAAUUGUGGGCGCCGGACCCGUUGGCCUUCUAUUGUCAACCUGUCUGGCAAGAUGGGGCUACAAGAUCAAGCACGUCGAUAUGCGACCUGUGCCCACAAUCACCGGACGCGCAGACGGCAUCCAGCCUAGAUCACUAGAUUUGCUCGAGAACAUGGGCUUGAAGCAUGGCAUUAUGGCAUACGACCCUGCGAAAGUCUACGAGGUCGCAUUCUGGGAUCCGCAAUCUGGCGGGAAAGGCAUACACAGAACCGGGACUUGGCCGUCUUGUCCAAAGUUCAUUGACGCACGCUAUCCAUUCACAACUCUUCUGCAUCAAGGUCUCAUUGAAAGGGUAUUCAUUGCGGAUAUUGAGCAGCAUGGCACGAAGAUUCAGCGGCCGUGGGAGAUUAAAGGCUUUAGCUCGGAUGGCGUGGAUAAGGAGUAUCCGGUCGAGGUCAGUUUAGCACACGUCAACGGUGAUGAGCAAGAGACAGUACGCGCAAAGUAUCUGUUCAGUGGGGAGGGGGCUCGCAGCUUUGUUCGGGAGCAACUGAAGGUGAAGAUUACGCACAAGGAUCCGAUUGCGCACGUUUGGGGUGUUAUGGAUGGUGUGGUGAAGACGAACUUCCCGGACAUCAAGAUGAAGUGUACCAUCCACUCCGAUGCUGGCUCAAUCAUGGUGAUUCCACGUGAGGCGAACAUGGUGCGGUUGUACAUUCAGAUUGCGUCUUCAACCGAUCCCGACUGGCAUCCGCGCAAGACCGCAACGACGGAGCAAGUGCAAGAAGCGGCCAAGAAGAUCUUGAAGCCUUAUACUAUCGAGUGGGAGCGCGUCGAGUGGUUCUCCGUCUACCCGAUCGGCCAAGGUAUCGCAGACAGAUACACGCUCGAUGAGAGGGUAUUCAUGGGCGGUGACUGCUGCCACACUCAUUCGCCGAAGGCGGGUCAGGGCAUGAACACGGCUUUCCUCGACGCUCAGAACCUCGCCUGGAAGAUUCAUCACGUUGAGUCUGGUUUCGCAGACCGCUCCAUUCUCAAGUCUUACGAGAGCGAGCGGAAGCUCAUCGCAGAGAACCUUUUGAACUUUGAUGCGCAGUAUGCGAAGUUGUUCUCGCAGCGACAGCCGUCGGCGGGUGAAGUUGGCUCUGCAAACAUUCAAACCGCCGGUGAGCAGCAACCCGCGGAGGACAAUGAAUUCAUGAAGACGUUCAAGGCGUCUUGCGAGUUCACCUCCGGCUAUGGCGUUGCAUACAACGAGAACAUCUUCAACUGGUCACAGAAUCACCCGGCGCAAAGCCCGCUCUUCUUGUCGGAGAAGCAGGGCACAACCACUCAGCGCACCGGUAGGAUCAUGACUCCGGCGACGGUUACGAGAGUAUGCGACGCGAACGUCGUCUUCCUUGAGCAGGAGAUCCCGCUGAAUGGCUCCUACCGCUUGUACCUCUUUGGUGGCAAACCUUCCGUGACGAAGAACGCUAUCAAUGACUUCGCCGCAGGGUUGACACAGAAAGGCUCCUUUUACUCGUCCUACAAGCGGCCCGACGUUGAUGCUGUCAGUCAUCUCGAGAAGCACAACCCGCACAGCCUGUUCUUCUCCAUUGCCACAAUCUUCAACGCGCACAGGCCCGAGAUUGAGAUCCGGGAACUGCUGCCAGAGGUGCUUGCGCGUUACUUCGACCAUGUGUAUGCGGACGAUAUCUGGGACCAGCGCGUGCCCAACGCCAAGGCUGCAGCACACGCGAAGAUGGGUCUCUCGGAAGAUGAAGGUGGUGUGGUUGUCGUGCGGCCAGAUGGCUAUGUGGGCUGCGUGGUGAAGCUUGUUGACGGCAGCGGCACGGUUGAUGCGCUCAACAAGUAUUUUGCUUCCUUCACCGCAAAGAGCCUGGGCGGCAACCGGGCACAGCUGUAGAACAGUAUUAUGUAUACCCGGCCGAUGGCGAUUGCGAUUGCGAUGGCGUUUUUGGUGCAGGACAUGUAAAUAUGCCGGCUUCGGCUGAAAGACCUACAAAACUCUUGUAGUGACAGAAUCGUGGUCAGUCUCCUACCAUCUCAGUCAUCCAAGUUUGCGAAACCGACAUAUAUAUGCAUCUAUACACAAUGUAGUGUGCAAGAACUGGUUGCUUGGUAUUGGAUCGGCGGUUG